AUGGCUCCCCCAGCAGGAGCUGCAACUCUUAUUUCUACUCAAGCCACUAUUCAACCAUCUGAUGAGCAAACUUUAAAGAGAUAUUAUAAAACUAAAAUCGAGGAAGCUACUCAAAAGGCUAUCGAGAAGGGUCAAAACGUCCGUCGUCUUCAAGCUCAAAGAAAUGAACUCAACUCUAAGGUAAGAUUGUUGAAGGAAGAACUCACUCAGCUUCACGAACAAGGCAGUUAUGUUGGUGAAGUGAGCAAAGCCAUGGACAAGAAGAAAGUUCUUGUGAAAGUCCACCCCGAAGGUAAAUUCGUUGUAGAUAUUGAUAAGGGUAUUGACAUCAAUGAAAUCAAAACUGGAUGUCGUGUGGCUUUACGUGCGGACAGUUAUGCUCUUCACAAAAUUCUUCCAAACAAAGUUGAUCCUCUCGUCUCUUUGAUGAUGGUCGAAAAGGUUCCUGACUCCACUUACGAAAUGAUCGGAGGUUUGGACAAGCAAAUCAAAGAAAUCAAGGAGGUUAUUGAACUCCCUGUCAAGCAUCCAGAAUUGUUCGAAGCUCUUGGUAUUGCUCAACCUAAAGGAGUUCUUUUGUACGGUCCCCCUGGAACUGGAAAAACUCUUUUGGCUCGUGCUGUCGCCCAUCAUACCGAAUGUACUUUCAUUCGCGUUUCCGGAUCCGAACUUGUACAGAAAUUUAUCGGAGAGGGAGCUAGAAUGGUUCGCGAACUCUUCGUAAUGGCCAGAGAACAUGCCCCAUCUAUUAUUUUCAUGGACGAAAUUGAUUCCAUCGGAUCUUCUCGUGUUGAAGGAAGCAGUGGUGGAGAUUCUGAAGUGCAAAGAACUAUGCUCGAAUUGCUCAAUCAAUUGGACGGUUUUGAAGCCACAAAAAGCAUUAAGGUUAUUAUGGCUACUAACAGAAUUGAUAUCUUGGACCCUGCCCUUCUUAGACCUGGUAGAAUCGACAGAAAGAUCGAAUUUCCUGCACCUGACGAGAAAGCUCGUGCAGAUAUCCUGAAAAUUCACUCUAGAAAAAUGAAUUUAAUGCGAGGUAUUAACAUGAGAAAGAUCGCUGAAGCUAUUCCUGGAGCCAGUGGAGCUGAAGUUAAGGCUGUAUGUACAGAAGCGGGUAUGUUUGCCCUUAGAGAAAGGCGAAUCCACGUCACUCAGGAAGAUUUCGAAAUGGCCGUCGGAAAGGUUAUGCAGAAGGAUUCCGAAAAGAACAUGUCUAUCAAGAAGUUGUGGAAAUAA
Molecule: messenger RNA, 1236 nt
Organism: Auanema sp. JU1783
Lineage: Eukaryota; Metazoa; Nematoda; Chromadorea; Rhabditida; Rhabditidae
Source: the annotation of a GenBank genome assembly